Poecilia reticulata (guppy) is the source of this 1276-nucleotide messenger RNA. RefSeq names its product nonhomologous end-joining factor 1 (gene nhej1). NCBI's taxonomy places the organism in Eukaryota, Metazoa, Chordata, Actinopteri, Cyprinodontiformes, Poeciliidae. Gene Ontology annotation, biological process: double-strand break repair via nonhomologous end joining. The record is from RefSeq and is a predicted model, not a curated record. Gene Ontology annotation, molecular function: DNA end binding. Gene Ontology annotation, cellular component: DNA ligase IV complex; nucleus.
GUGUGGGAAAUUUGUCAACAACAACCGGUUGCGGUUCUUUUAGAAACUUAAGUCAUUUUUUAAGGAAAACUCUGGUUUUUACGCGUUUAUUAAUCUAUGUUAAUGUGUUAUUACUUGUUUUAGCAGAAUAAGUCUUAGAUAUGUGUAAUAACAUUUAAAAACAAGUAAAAGCCCCCUUUAGCUCCCUCUCUACAUAUAUCAAAGGUUUGGCGAUGAAUCCCAGAGCAGAUCCAGCUGAYGACUUCCUCCUCCAGCAGCCCUGGCUUCCUGUCUGUAUCGACAGCUGCCAGCUGCUGGUCAAGAGCUGGUUCGGCGACGCAGAGUACCACAUCCUGCUGACCGACAUGCAGGGCGUGUGGGAGGAGCGGAUGGAUGCAGCGGCCAUUGAGCGUCGGGCGCAGGAGCUGAACCGGCGUCUGCGCGCCGCCGUCCAGGCCUUCUUCUCCCACCUGCGUGAGGCGGCUGAGCCCUGGCUGUCGGGGGGAGGCAGCGGCGAGGCCCAGAUGUGUGUGUGGCGGCGUGACGGGGCCGUGACCUUGAAGCUGAAGAGUGAGCUGGCUGGCCUGCCGUUCCACUGGGAGUUCCACUGCGGCCCCGCUCCUGUGUCUCUGGUGUGCGCUCAGCUGGUGCGCCCCCUGCUGGCCAUGAGCCGCCUGAUGCACAGGCAGGUGGAGGAGCUGGGAGAGCUGCUGGCCAGGAAGGACGAGGAGAUCCAGGACUACCGGGAGAACGGAGCCACGCUCAGCAGAGAGCGCCUGCAGACGGAUGUUUUCAACAAACAGCUCUACACAGAGGACUUCAUUCAGAAGAACCUUCCUGUGCUGCGGUCCGAUCAGUCCCACGCUCUGGGAUUCAACACUGACCUGCAGCAGCUCUACGCCGCCGUCACUGCUCACUGCCCCACACCGCACAAACGCAGACGACCCCAGGAGAACCACGGCGACCCGGACUGGACAGAACCAGGACCGCCAGAACCAGAACCACCAGCACAGACUACAGUGAUUGGACCUGAUGGAGGCGACCCAGAGAACCAGAACCCCGGCACCCCAGUUGGACCAGGUGGUGCGGCGCAGGUCAGGGCUCCGGCCGUCGGCGCAACUCGCCCUGCAGAGCGACAGUCCUCUAAACUAAAGAAGAAGAAAGUGGGCCUGUUCCGAUGACAGACAGGAAGUGACUCGGUUGCAGCGUCUGAUUGGCUCAGAGAGUUUUAAGCUUCUGACGUUUGAUCAGAUUUUUCUAUUUUAUCUUUGUGUCAAUAAAGUUUACAUCGUCGGCG